CUUAAAAAACACACGUAACAUACAUACCAUUGAUAUAAAAUUAAAACGCUGACUAAAAUGUUUAUUUAUAUGUCUAACAAAAUUUGAAGUUAUCCAAGAUGAGAAUACUGUGCCAAAUAUUUUUGAUACUUGUAUUUUGGUUAGGGCUAAGUGUACCCUCAGAUAUAAGUAUUUUUCCUGCACUUCCGGUGACUGUAACAAACACAAGCAACUUAUUAUGCAACAAACACAGCAGAGAGUACUUGGAGAAUUUGAAAAAUUUUACGUUAUGGGCUUAUGAAAUGAGAGAUGCAUCAGCUCAGUCAAUCUCAAGUGUGUUAACAGGAAGUUCCUACAGUUUAGGAAAUCAAGCCGAGUGUCUUACAGCUCAUGCUCCUUUUCCAACUCAAUAUUGCUUGGCUAUUAUUAUUGGUAACAUUCCUAAUACCACUAUAAAGAGAGAUCCGUUAUCUCUGGAGUUCAACUCUAAUGAAAAUGUGCUCGACAAACUUUAUCCGUAUCAGGAUGAAACAAAAUUCCCAAGAAAUAUUGCAAAAAUGGGUUGGUGUUUUCCAGCAUCUUGUUCACCCAACGAUGCAAAAGAAAGUCUCGAUAAUUAUCUACAACACGUUGACUACUCUCUGAAGAAAGACAAUAUUACCUUCAGCGCUCAAGUCCCAUCAAUUCUUUGCCAAUGCUCAGAUAAGCAGCUAAAGAUGGAUACAGUAGAUUUUGUAUUUUGUGGACUUGUUAUAGUGUUGGUCAUUCUUGUUUCAUCAAGUUCCUAUUUAGAUAAUCCCGAUGAAGACGAUUCAAAAAACAAACAGUAUAAACUCCUGCAAGCAUUUUCUAUGAAGAGAAAUAUUAAAGAUUUAAGUAAGAUUGAGGCAACUGAAAAACCACUACGAAUCUUUUAUGGAAUGAAAGCGUUUUCACUCAUUAUGAUCCUAACGGGUCAUAGAUCUGCUUUGUUUACAGCUGCACCACAAAUAACAUUAGAUUAUGUUGAAGAGCUGUACCGAACAUUAUGGGCCGCUAUCAUCUUUCAUGCAGAUCUCUUUGUAGAUACAUUCUUUCUUAUAAGUGGGUUAUUAGUUACUUACGGCCUUCUAAAUAACUUAAAUACAGGCAAGAAAUUUAAUCCAGUUUUUAUGGUGGUAGCCAGAUAUUUAAGGUUAACACCCUUAUAUGCAUUUUGUAUAUUUUACCAAGCUACUCUGUUAUAUCAUAUGGGAAAUGGGCCUUUAUGGGAACCAGUAUUAGGACAAGAAAGAGAAGACUGUAGAAAGAACUGGUGGACUGGAAUACUAUACGUAUCAAAUUUGAUUGAUUCUGAGCACAUGUGCAUGGUUCAAUCAUGGUACUUGGCAUGUGAUUUCCACUUCUUCUUGUUAGCAUUGGUAUUAAUAUAUAUUCUACAUAAAAGUACCAGAUGUGGUAUACUAGUGACCAUUUUGUGUAUGUUAGCUACAAUAUACACAACAUUUAGUAUAAUAUAUGUUUACCAACGACCAGCGUUUCUACGGUUCUUGCCCAAAUUUCUAGAAAAUCCGAAAGGAAGUUACGAUUACAAUUUAUCGUAUAUCAAGAGUUAUACAAGAGGAUUACCGUAUUUUAUAGGAAUAAUUGCUGGUUAUAUUUAUAUUAAAUACAAGACUAAGGAUUAUGAAAUAUCGCAGGGGCGCUAUUACGGUAUCCUGGUAAUUGCUUCCAGUUUGAUAGCUAUACUUAUAUUUUCUGGUAAAGUAUUGUACAAUCCAUACCACAAAUAUAAUGUCUUGGAAGCGUCGAUAUACGGAUCAGUUCAUAGAUUACUAUGGGCCGUUGGAAAUUUAGCAUUUUUAUACGGAAUAAGCUUUGGACCAGAAGGACUUCUGUAUAAAUUUUUUUCAUGGACAAUUUUUGUACCUCUAAGCAAGCUCACAUAUGGAGCAUUUCUAGUACAAAUUUCCUUUCAAAUAAGAGAUAUAGGACUAUCAGUAAAUCCAAAGAAGUUUGAUGUUUUUAAUGUGCUUGGUUUAAUAAUUUUGGAUGCUGUGUACAGUUUUUCAUUAGCAUUUGUGUUAUACCUUUUGGUGGAGCAGCCCUUUAAGAAAAUUGCAAGGAUUAUACUUAAUUUAGAUAAACCUAAAAAUAGUGAAGGGGCAAAUAAAUCCGUAUAAAAUAAAAGAAGAGGAUAUUUUUGAACAUAAUUUAUUAUUAAAGUAUUUUAUUGUUAAUUUGUAUAUUUAUAAUUUAAGAAGAUUAUUAGAUUUUUAUACAUUACAUUAUAAUAA
Molecule: messenger RNA, 2255 nt
Organism: Diabrotica virgifera virgifera (western corn rootworm)
Lineage: Eukaryota; Metazoa; Arthropoda; Insecta; Coleoptera; Chrysomelidae
Product: nose resistant to fluoxetine protein 6-like
Exons: 10
Coding region: 99-2141 (680 amino acids)
Molecular function (GO): acyltransferase activity, transferring groups other than amino-acyl groups
Source: RefSeq, a predicted model, not a curated record